UUCGCGCGUAAGUGUAUGAGUGCGGGAAGUCUUGAAAACAAAUCAAGUAAAAUUUGUAGUAUUUUCAUUUGCGAAAUAAACACGAUAAGAGUGGACUAGAAAUUGUGAGAAAAGUGAAAGUAGAUGAGUGAAGUGUCACAGAGGCUGAUUUUUCAAUGAAUUUUGUACAAUAACUAUUUUAAGUGAUUCCAUUUUGAGGUCCUUGUCUAAGGGCAAGAAGUCCAAUGUCCAGAGAAAAAAGUCAAAUUAGCAAUAUGGAGCGUCGUGACAUGAUUUUUGUGUGCAACGAUGGAGAUCCUAGUACCUUUGAACAGGAUGACCUGGCCCCAGCACUUCCUUUGCCAUCUCUGGUCGACACCAUGGAGCGCUACUACGAUUCUCUAAAGCCCUUUGGAACUGAACAGGAGCUGAGGCAGUCCCGAGAGAUUAUUGAGGAUUUCAAAUCUGGCAUUGGGAUGAAGCUUCAGGAUAUUCUACAGAAAAAGGCGCAAACCGAGAAGAACUGGGUGGCUAAAUUCUGGGAUGACUACGCAUAUUUAUGCCUCAGAGUGCCGCUCUUACCAUUCUGUGGGAUGAUCCAUCCUUUUAGCUUGCCUAGUGCAGGAAUUCCUGAAACUCCCGAGAUGUCCCUCAAAGCAACAGCCUGGAUGUUCUACCAUGUCAUGGAGUUUUGGAAACUUUUGAGGCAAGAACGUGUAAAAUCUGGAUCCACAAGUGCCGCUCCACUGACGUCAUUCCUUCAUCGUCGUUUGUACAAUUCCUGCCGACUGCCCGGAGAACAGAUGGACUCCAUUUACACUAUCUUUAAAACGGAAAAAGAAGGGCAUUGUCGAAGUCAUUCCAUCAUUCUCGGCAGAGGUAGAAUCUUCGUCUUUGACUGUUUAGACGAGAAGGGAGAUGUUCUUUCUCCACAAGAGUACCUGUCGGUAUUUGAAAAUGUCCGGGAAGUUCUCGAUAAGGACAGAAAAGUUGGUGAUGGCAUAGGAGUUCUUACAUGUGAUGAUCGGACAAAUUGGGCAAUCAACCGGAAGAAGCUUUUGGAACUGUCAGCAAACAACAGGAAAAUACUUGAAUUGAUUGAGAGUAGCAUUUUGGUGAUAAGUCUCGAUGAUCAGUGCCCAAGUGAUUACAGCGAAGCCGUUGCUGAUAUCAUGGGCGGAAACCUUGUGUCAAGAUGGGCAGAUAAAAGUCUUAAUUAUGUAUCUUUUGCUAAUGGAAAAAUCGGCUGUGUAGGCGAGCACACUUGUUAUGAUGGAACUAUUGCUGUUCAUCUUAGCUCAUUCCUCCUGGAGAGCUUGGCAAGUGGCGAAGAACCAAAUUGGAGCACCAUGAAACCACUCCGAAAAGCACCUACCGAGCUUAUCUUUGAUGUCGAUGACUAUCUUCAAGCAGAACUGACUCGCAUGACGUCUAUGGCAAAAAAACUCAAACUCGCCGUUGGUGUGGACUAUUCUCACUUUAUGGACUUUGGCAAGGAAGUGAUUAAACCGCAUAAAGUCCACCCAGACUCAUUCCUUCAAUUAGCACUUUUGCUCACAUAUCAUCGUCUGCAUGGCGAAUUUGCAGCAACUUACGAGACAGCUCUCAUGAGAAAUUACUACAAGGGUCGGACUGAAACUGUUCGCUCAUGCAGUGAAGAUGCUGUGAAAUGGAUUAAAUGCAUGGUGGAUACCGAAGAAUUGAUUUCGUCGAAGGCGAAAUUAUUCAAAAUAGCUGCAAAGAGACAAACUCAACUUAUGAAUGAUGCAAGAUCCGGCAGAGGAAUUGAUCGUCAUUUAUUUGCACUGUGGUGUAUUGCACAUGAGAAUGGAAUUGAAAUUCCCAAACUCUAUAACGAUCCCCUCUACACUAGAAGCGGAGGUGGAGGCAAUUUUAUUCUAUCGACAAGUACCCUGGGAUUCAACGUAUGUGGUGGAUGUGUUGCCCCAAUGUGUCUCGAUGGUUAUGGUUGUUUCUACAAUAUUUUACCCAACAGUAUUAUUUUAAUCACAACUGUGUUCAAUGACAGCACGAAGACAAAUUGCAAGAAAUUCACUCAAUUCUUUCAAGAUUCUCUUCGGGCUAUGAGAGAGCUUUUGGACUGGGAUAGCACAUCGAAAUUGUGAGGUAUUUGUAUUUACAAAGUUUAUUAUUUUUAACUUUAGUUUUAAUAAAAUUUAUGGAUUGGUUGGUAUUUCAUUGUGAUGGGACAUUUUUGUAGUUUGUUUUUUUUAUGUAAAUGAUUGAAAAAUAAAUAAAAUUUUAUAGAAUUGAAA
This is a messenger RNA of Phlebotomus papatasi, 2255 nucleotides long. RefSeq names its product peroxisomal carnitine O-octanoyltransferase. NCBI's taxonomy places the organism in Eukaryota, Metazoa, Arthropoda, Insecta, Diptera, Psychodidae. Bases 225 to 2105 code for a protein of 626 amino acids. The record is from RefSeq and is a predicted model, not a curated record. Gene Ontology annotation, cellular component: peroxisome. Gene Ontology annotation, molecular function: carnitine O-octanoyltransferase activity. The transcript is spliced from 9 exons.